UGAAACGGAAAUUCUGGAAGAGGGAAGAUCAGAAUCUCCGAUGGGUGACGUCAGUAGAGCCACCUCCUCCGCCGCCGGCGAUGAUCUUCUUCUCAAGGAAUUCUUCUCUGAGGUCAGCGAGGUCGAGCGCGAUAACGAAGUUAACAGGAUCCUUUCAUGUUUCAAGUUAAAUGCAUUUGAGUAUCUUAACCUUCCAUUUACAUCCUCUGUGGAUGACGUGAAAAGGCAAUAUCGAAAGUUAUCAUUGCUUGUUCACCCUGAUAAAUGCAAACAUCCACAAGCAAAGGACGCAUUUGGAGCUUUAGCUAAAGCACAACAAUUGUUACUCGACCAACAAGAGAGGGAUUAUAUUCUGAACCAGGUUAAUGCUGCACGAGAGGAACUUUUAGCAAAAAGGAAGAAGCAGCUUAAAAAGGACACUGCUACCAAAUUAAAAUCAUUAGUUGAUGAGGGGAAAUAUGAGCAGGAAUAUGAACGAUCAGAGGAAUUCCAGCAGCAGUUGAAAUUGAAAGUUCGAGAACUCUUAACAGAUCAAGAGUGGAGGAGGAGAAAGAUGCAGAUGAGGAUAUCAGAGGAAGAAGGUAGAUUAAAGAAAGAUGAAGAAGAAACAAAGGAAAUGUGGAAACGAAAGCGUGAACACGAGGAGCAGUGGGAAGGGACAAGAGAAAAUAGGGUUUCUAGCUGGAGGGAUUUCAUGAAGGGAGGAAAGAAGGCUAAGAAGGGUGAGCUUCGACCACCAAAGCUGAAGACGGAGGAUCCAAACAAGUCGUAUGUUCAAAGACCACUCAAACGCUGAAGACGGAGGUUCCAAACAAGUCGUAUGUUCAAAGACCACUCGAACAAGGGUGAAACUAGUCUGCUUUGAGAUGUAGUGUUGCUAGUAAUCGUUUAAGCCUAUCUCUGUUGUGCCUCAAUUUAACUAGUCAUCUCUCAAACAACAGACAAACACCUUUAUGGUGACGUGUACAAUAUUCAUUAAUACCAGUUGCUUAUCAUAGUUCCAUAUAA
Molecule: messenger RNA, 1008 nt
Organism: Salvia hispanica
Lineage: Eukaryota; Viridiplantae; Streptophyta; Magnoliopsida; Lamiales; Lamiaceae
Product: Chaperone DnaJ-domain superfamily protein
Source: RefSeq, a predicted model, not a curated record